AUGCAAGCUGUGGGGAAGCUAGGUAGUUACAUAAGUAAAAGUGUAGUUACCGUAUCUGGGCCCUUCCACCCAUUUGGCGGUGCUGUAGAUAUUGUUGUUGUGGAACAACCGGACGGGAGCUAUAAAUCAUCACCUUGGUAUGUUCGGUUUGGGAAGUUCCAGGGGGUGUUGAAGGCCAAAGAGAAGGUGGUUAACAUUAGUGUGAAUGGUGUUGAAGCAGAUUUCCAUAUGUACUUGGAUCAUAAAGGGGAAGCUUACUUUCUGAGGGAGGUGGAUGUAGAGGAAGGGACGUCAUUAUUUUCUCCUCCAUCCUCUUCGGGUGAGGAUACAGACAGGCAAUCGGGGAAUAGGAGGUCAAUGAAAUUAAAAAGUUACAAUUAUGAUGCUGAUUCUUCUGGUUCAAAUUUGAAUGGUAGAAAUAGGAAUACCAUGGUUAGGACUAAUUCUCGCCGGUCUCAGAUUUUGGGCCUUGUUUUUGGGAGAAAAUCAAUGAAAGAGUGUGGAAAUCAGGAGGAAGUAGAUGGUUCCGGUGUUGUUCGGAUAAAUUCUUUGGAGCGUGCUGAGAUUGCGGCUGAUCUUUUGGAGUUGAAGUGGUCUACUAAUGUUGCCUCUGCUAGGCGCUGUAAAGACAAUACUUCUCGGUUUUCUGCUCAAGAUAAAUCAAAAGUUGAAGUCAAUAAGAAUUUCCUAGACAAUGAUUCUCUGAAUAAUGAAAUUGGCAUUAUUCAUAAUUCCAGCCAUCAAAAAGUGGAAAACACUGUCGAGGAAAAUGAUGGAGAAAACUCAUGCUUAACUUCAGUGUAUGUCAGUGAACCAAACACAUCGAUUGCAAAUGUUAAAGAAGAUGCUCAAGUAUCAAAUUCAGAAACAUCGACAAUGACUGAGAUAUUGGAUUUAGCUAAUGCAUUUUAUCAUGGGAAUUCUGAGACUAUCAAGUCCGAGAUCACAAUUCCUGAAUCUCAAAUUUCAAACUCUGUCCAGAAGCACAAUGGUUCGUCAGACACUGGUUUUGCCGAGGAGAAUGGAACAUAUGGAAUCCAAUCUUUUUGUUGUAAUGAAACUUGUGAGAGCUCAAAAGUAGGGUUGGAUGGUGCCGCUGAAGAAUCAAAUGGCACUUGUUCUUGUGAAGGAUAUGGGGAAGUCUGUGUCGCUGCUAAAGCUAUGCAUUUUACGACAGUGUUAACAUCCACAGUAAAGUCUGGACAAGAAACUGAUGUUUUAUUUGACAAAGAACCUUUAAACCUUCAAGACUGUUUAGGUAAGGAGGAUCAUUUCAGUUUCUUUCUUGAUGAAAACAAUUUUGAGGCUGAAGGAAGUUCUCUGAACUCCACUUCAGAAAGCGAUGCAACUAAAUCCCAUCAUCAAGUAGUUUCUCCACAGCCAUCAAAUGAUUUCAUUGAGGAAAUUGAGCCGCUUGGUGGUUUAAUCAUCUCCAGUUUUAGCAACUCUGCUUGUCCAAAUAAAGAAAAGAGAACUGUUUGGAAAGAAGAUGAAACAAACAAGUAUGGAUCCUGUUCGCGACUUCAGGGCUAUCCUCAAAUAUCAACUAGUGAUGGGGCCAUUCCAUUAAUCCCAAUGUCAGAUAUUUCAGUGGAAGAACAACUCCUUUUUGGCGAUCUGGAUGGUUUUGAUUUCAGCAAGGCCAGAGAUAUGGACACCAUUUAUCCAAAUCAUGAAAAAGAAACUUAUCCUCCACUUUCAUCAAUGGUGUCCAAUGGAGUGAAUGAGUCUUUUCCGCCAGAAUGCAGUGCCACUUUUUAUCGAGAUGAAUCUGUUAUAGAUGAUAUUGCAAAUGAUGCUAAAGAAUCAAGAAAUAUAAAGUCAGGUAAAAAUAAUAAUCUCAGAUUACCUCGGGCACAAUCAAUAGCUAAAGGUAUGAAAGUUCUGGAGGAGCUAAAAGAGGGACCUGCAAAUCCACCCUUUGGAAAUGCACCUAGAUCCACUGAUUCCUUGAGCAGAAGCAGGGGAAGUUGGUCCUUUUCUUUUAAGAGAUCAAGAAGUGUGCAAGUUUCCCAGCCAGCUAUGGAUGGCAUUGAAAUUGAUAAUGUUAAAAAUAUUCUGAGGACCACAGAUGAUAUGGUGGAAGAAAAUGAUGUACCAAAUCUGAAGGUAAAUAAGAAGAAAAUAAGGACGCUGACUCCAACAUCUGAGCAACUGGCGUCCUUAAAUCUAAAAGAAGGGAGGAACAUCGUGAUAUUUACCUUCUCGACUGCAAUGCUGGGGAAGCAACAGGUUGAAGCCCGAGUUUAUUUGUGGAGAUGGGACACUAACAUUGUGAUAUCUGAUGUUGAUGGAACAAUUACCCGAUCGGAUCUUCUAGGACAGGUCAUGCCCUGGGUUGGUAUGGAUUGGUCGCAGACAGGCGUUGCACAUCUUUUCUCAGCAAUCAAGGAGAAUGGAUAUCAGUUACUUUUUCUAAGCGCACGUUCAAUUUCUCAGGCCUACCAUACCAGACAAUUCCUAUUUAAUCUCAAGCAGAAUGGAAAAGCCUUACCAGAUGGACCUGUUGUAAUCUCCCCAGAUGGACUCUUUCCUUCUUUGUUUCGAGAAGUUGUUAGAAGAGCUCCUCAUGAAUUCAAAAUUGCUUGCUUGGAGGUUAUUAGGGCAUUGUUUCCUUCUGAUAGAAAUCCCUUCUAUGCUGGUUUUGGAAACAGAGACACUGAUGAGUUUAGCUACCUGAAGGUUGGAAUCCCUAGAGGAAAAAUAUUUAUCAUAAAUCCAAAGGGUGAGAUUGUUGUAAACCGGCGAACUCAUACCAAAUCAUAUACGUCUCUUUUCGACCUUGUGCAUGGCAUGUUUCCUUCCAUGUCAUCAUCUGAGCAGGAGGACUUUAAUCAAUGGAAUUACUGGAAACUUCCGCCUCCUUUCAUUGAUGUUUGA
Molecule: messenger RNA, 2880 nt
Organism: Fraxinus pennsylvanica
Lineage: Eukaryota; Viridiplantae; Streptophyta; Magnoliopsida; Lamiales; Oleaceae
Source: the annotation of a GenBank genome assembly